This is a messenger RNA of Dermochelys coriacea (leatherback sea turtle), 1383 nucleotides long. RefSeq names its product mitochondrial ribosomal protein L4 (gene MRPL4). The record is from RefSeq and is a predicted model, not a curated record. Gene Ontology annotation, biological process: translation. Gene Ontology annotation, molecular function: structural constituent of ribosome. The coding region runs from base 211 to 1071 and encodes 286 amino acids. Lineage: Eukaryota; Metazoa; Chordata; Testudines; Dermochelyidae. Gene Ontology annotation, cellular component: ribosome. The transcript has 9 exons.
GCGCCGGAAGCGGCGCUGUCUCGCCCCCCGCCGCCGCCGCCGUUCCUGGGCGCUCACGUGGGGCCGGCGGUGCCUCUUGCCGGGGCCGGGGCGCCAUGAUCCGGGCUGGGAGCCGGCUCUGGGGCCGGGGCGCGGCCGCGCGGGCUCUGUCCACCUUGUCUGGCCAGCCGGGGCGUCCCGAGGCUCCCGCAACCUCCCCACGUCUGCGGGAUGCUGCAUCCCAGGCAGGUGAGUCCUGUUCAUGGUUCUAAAAUCCUGCCUCUGUGGUUCCUGUGCCCGGACUCUGUGUGGUGGCCAGAAAAGCUGCCCCUGGUGACCUCCAGUGCCCCUGUCCUCCGGGAUUGCCGCCUUGCGAUCCCCUCUCACCGCACAGCCGUGCAGGCCUGGGUGGAGUCCCUGAGACACUACGAUGACAGACAUGUGGGCCUAGCAGACCUACAUCCCGAUGUCUUUGCAGUAAUGCCCCGGGUCGACAUUCUGCACACAGUCGCAGUCUGGCAGAGGAACUACAAGAGGAUAAGCUAUGCCAAGGUGAAGACGCGAGCGGAGGUGCGCGGUGGCGGCAAGAAGCCCUGGGCACAGAAAGGCAGCGGCCGGGCCAGGCAUGGCAGCAUCCGCUCCCCACUCUGGCGCGGCGGCGGCAUCAUCCAUGGCCCCAGGGGCCCCACCAGUUACUACUACAUGCUGCCCAUGAAAGUGCGGGUCUUGGGCCUCAAGGUGGCGCUGACGGCCAAGCUGAUGCAGGACAACCUGCACAUUGUGGAUGGCCUGGACAUGCCGACCUGCGACCCCCAGUAUCUGGCAGACCUAGCGCGAUACAGGCACUGGGGCCAGUCCGUGCUGAUUGUCGACGUCAACAAGAUGCCAGAGAACAUCGUGAAGGCAGCAGCCAGCCUGAAAACCAUCACCCUGGUGCCAGCCCUAGGUCUCAAUGUGCACAGUAUGCUCAAGCACGAGACGCUGGUGCUCACGCUGGACACGCUUGCCUUCCUGGAGGAGAAGCUGCUGUGGCACGACUCCCGCUACACCGCCCUGUACCCCUUCCGGCUACCCUACAGUGACUUCCCCUAGCCCCGAGGGACGGCGCCCGCCGCAGGGAGGCCUCUUGGGCGUCUAGCCCAUUGAGUGAGUUAACCCCACUGAGCGCAUGCGGAAAGGGGACUGGCAUCAAGGCAGCUUCCUGCUGCCCUCCCACAAUGCACCUGGGGGCCGCAAAGUGGCUUGGAAGUGACUGUUCUCUGCACGGUGGACAGGAGAGAGGCUGGGCCGUGCCCUUGGGGGGGGGCGGGGGGGUUGCCUUCUCUUGCUUGCUGGGAGCAUGACUGUUAAACAGCCCAUCCUGCCGAUGCACAGCCAUUAAAGAGCUGCCGCUCUUGCACUGCC